Panonychus citri (citrus red mite) is the source of this 1035-nucleotide messenger RNA. RefSeq lists its product as uncharacterized. NCBI's taxonomy places the organism in Eukaryota, Metazoa, Arthropoda, Arachnida, Trombidiformes, Tetranychidae. The transcript has 3 exons. The coding region runs from base 324 to 875 and encodes 183 amino acids. The record is from RefSeq and is a predicted model, not a curated record.
UCGCAUGUUCCUGGAAAGAGAGAAAGAAAGAGAAGAAGAAGAUAGAACUUCGAACAAAAUGUUAGAACUGUUUUCGAAACAGUUCGAGGCUGAGGUUCAGUCGAAAGUGUCAAAAAGUUGAUCCGAGGCAACAGAAAAGAACCAAAAGAAAAUCAAAAAUUGGAUGUAAAAAAGUUUCAAUCUACCAAAUGACGAAUGUAAUUAACAAACAAUUUACUUUAAAAAAAUUAUUAUCAGUUAAUCAUCUUCACCAUCAACCCUUUAAAUAACAAUCAACAAUUAGCCAGAAAACUUUUUCCUCUCCUUUUUCUUAAUUGUUAAUUAUGUUUCCAUUGGAAAAUUAUCACUUGUCAACAUUAAUGUUUUUAUUACUCUUGAUAUCGUUGUUAUUAAGUGAAUUAAUUGUAACAAUUGAUUGUAUCAAAUUAGUUAAAGUUAAAGUUCCCGAUCAAGUGACCAAAGGUUCGGACGUUGAACUAAAGUGUAUCUAUGACCUGGAAGGGAAUCCGUUAUAUGCACUCCAAUGGUUUUUCGAAAAGGGGGAAUUUUACCGAUAUGCACCCAAUUCGAAUCCAAAUGUAAUAACUUUCAAUGUUACCGGAGAAAAAGUCAAUAAAAAAAAAUCCCACCAAGGGAACAUCGUCCUGAGUAAUGUUGGAGUAAAUUCAACGGGUCGUUAUAAGUGUGAAAUAACAGCCGCGAUCACUUACCAGACCGAUCGAGCCGAACAUUUUAUGCGAGUAAGUGCCAAUUCUGCAAGCUCCCUAUGGGCUUUACCUCUAUCAUCUUCACCAUUUUCAUCUUCAUCUUGGCUUACCAUUGGCUCGUUUCUGUUGAUGCUCAUGAAAUUUUUCCCACUGCCACCAUCGCCUUGACAUCACAAUUACUGUAACAUAGGUAUCAUCAAUAUCAUUGUAAUACAAACUCACAUUCACUUUGCCUCUCUCUCUCUCUCAUAUAUCUAACCCAGAAAUGGGAGCGGAAGUUAAAUGAAAAUAAAAGAAAAAGUAAACAAUCAUGAGCGUAAUUAACUUA